Molecule: messenger RNA, 342 nt
Organism: Entrophospora sp. SA101
Lineage: Eukaryota; Fungi; Glomeromycota; Glomeromycetes; Entrophosporales; Entrophosporaceae
Source: the annotation of a GenBank genome assembly
AUGGUAGUGAGAAUUCGUUUGGCAUGUCAUGGUAUCCGUAACCGACCAUUUUAUCAUGUUGUAGUUGCAGAUAUUAAAUCUCCGAGAGAUGGUAAACAUAUAGAAAAAGUAGGAAUUUAUGAUCCAAUUCCAAGUCUAGACGGUAUAAAAAAUAUUGAGUUAAACAUUGAAAGAAUUAAAUAUUGGUUGGGAGUUGGUGCACAACCUAGUGAAACUGUUGCUAGACUUUUAUCAAAGGCAGGAAUUAUUCCUCCGAUACCAAGAAAAGAAGAUACUUUGAUGGCAAGCGAAAAGUUCUUUAGCUCAGCAUCACAUGAUUUAAUUGUUCCAAAACAACAAUGA